AUGCCUCAGCAGUAGAGCGAGGAGGGACAUUUAUUGGGCGGGAUUUUACGGCUUUGAUUGAUGCUGUUGCGCACCGGGAGGUAGCAGCUAGGCUACAAAAUACAUUUCAUAGUAGUUGAAGUAGAGGAGGGUGCGCCACUUCGUCGGAGGAGUGUGAUCUUGACUGGCCAUCAUUUGGAGUCAAUUCAGCUGCCGGAGAAAAACUGCAAGCCACAGGUUGCUGAUUGAAACCAAGGGACUUACAUUUUGCAAAGUUCUCUGACACGCAAAGAGCUGGUGGAGGUGAAUCAGGGAUAAGACAACAUGAGUGACCGUUUUGACUGUGGCGAGUGCAAGGAGUCCCUGUAUGGACGCAAAUACAUUCAGGUGGAGGACGUUCCCCACUGCAUCCCCUGCUAUGACCGCCUGUAUGCCAACACAUGUCAGAAGUGCAAGGAGCUGAUCGCACACAACGCACGGGAGCUGUUCUACGAGGACAGGCACUACCACGAACACUGUUUCCGUUGUUUCCUCUGUGACCACUCGCUGGCGGACGAGCCCUUCACCAGCCAGGAGGAGGCGCUGCUGUGCAACGACUGCUACCGCAAUGAGUUCUCGGCCAAGUGUGUGGCCUGCGACAAGACCGUCAUGCCAGGCUCAAAGAAGUUGGAGUAUGGGGGUUCUGCGUGGCACGAGGACUGCUUUGUGUGCCAUGGCUGUGAGAAGCCCAUCGGUGGCCAGUCCUUCAUCCCCGACAAAGACGACUACUACUGUGUACCCUGCUACGAGGGCAGGUUUACCCCGCGAUGCAGCCGCUGCAAAAAGGCACUGGCGACAGGGGGCGUCAGCUACAAAGAUGAGACGUGGCACAAGGAGUGUUUGGUGUGCACGGGCUGUAAGAGCCCACUGGCGGGCCAGCCCUUCACCUCCCAGGGAGACACGCCCUACUGCGUCAAGUGCUUCAGCAGCCUCUACGCACAGAAGUGUGCCUCCUGUAACUCGCCCAUCACAGGGUUUGGCGAGGGGAAGUACGUUUCUUUCCAGGAUCGGCAGUGGCACCAGCCCUGCUUCAAGUGCUCCCACUGCUCUGUCUCUCUGGUUGGGUCCGGCUUCUUCCCUGACCGGGACCAGAUCCUUUGCGGAGACUGCAACAACGACCAAGAAGACCAAUGAGAAUCACUGUCUCUCUCCUUCAACUGUGCCUGACCAAUCACAAAUGUACAGUUAUAGCUAUCCUGUUUGUAACACACAGCGGUGACAUGACCACCAUGACCACCUAUCGUACAGUUAAGAGAGCCUCUAAACCUCAACCUAUAUUUAAUACUACAUCACCCUAAAUACAUACAGUACCAGUCAAACGUUUGGACACACCUACUCAUUCAAGGGUUUUUCUUUAUUUUUACUAUUUUAUACAUUGUAGAAUAAUAGUGAAGACAUCAAAACUAUGAAAUAAGACAUAUGGAAUUAACAAAUCAAAAUAUUUCAUAUUUGAGAUUCUUCAAAGUAGCCACCCUUUACCUUGAUGACAGCAUUCUACACUCUUGGCAUUCUCUCAACCAGCUUCAAGAGGUAGUCACCUGGAAUGCAUAUCAAUUAACAGGUGUGCCUUGUUAAAGUUCAUUUGUGGAACUUCUUUCCUUAAUGCAUUUGAGCCAAUCAGUUGUGUUGUGACAAGGUGUUUUGUGUUCCACAAAGUAACUUUAACAAGGCACACCUGUUAAUUGAUAUGCAUUCCAGAUGACUACCUAUUGAAGCUGGUUGAGAGAAUGCCAGGAGUGUGCAAAGCUGUCAUCAAGGCAAAGUGUGGAAUCUCAAAUAUAAAAUAUAUUUAGAUCUGUUUAACACUUUUUUGUUUACUACAUGAUUCCAUGUGUUAUUUCAUAGUUUUGAUGUCUUCACUAUUAUU
Molecule: messenger RNA, 1885 nt
Organism: Salvelinus fontinalis (brook trout)
Lineage: Eukaryota; Metazoa; Chordata; Actinopteri; Salmoniformes; Salmonidae
Product: four and a half LIM domains protein 3-like
Exons: 6
Coding region: 304-1152 (282 amino acids)
Biological process (GO): actin cytoskeleton organization
Cellular component (GO): stress fiber; Z disc; nucleus
Molecular function (GO): transcription coregulator activity; actin binding
Source: RefSeq, a predicted model, not a curated record